AUGGAGUGUCAGGACGCAGUUGUUUCCUUCCUGAGCUGGACUCUGAUUAUCGGGGGCGCGGCUUACCUGCUCAGACAGAGCUACACAUGCACGCCGUACGGCCGCUACGCGCCAACGACGGUUCAUUGUUGCUGCUGUUCGGCCAGACUGGGCUGGUUCCUGCAGGAAGUCCCGGCCUUCCUGCUGCCGCUGCUGCUGCUGCUCACCGAGGAACCGGGGACGACCGGGGACAGAACCGGGGGGGCGCUGCUGCUCUGCACCUUCAUGCUGCACUACUUCCACAGGAGCUUUAUCUAUGCCCUCCUGACCAGAGGACGCCCCAUCCCACUGAACAUCGUCCUCUUCGCCGCCAUCUUCUGCUCCCUCAAUGGCUUCUUGCAGGGACACCACCUGCUGCACUGCGCCCAGUUUGAAGACAGCUGGCUGACCGAGGCUCGUCUGGCUGCAGGUCUCCUGUUGUUUGUGGUCGGUAUGAUCAUCAACAUCCACAGCGACCACAUCCUGUGUGGCCUGAGACGACCCGGGGAGACCGUCUACAGGAUCCCGCACGGGGGAAUGUUUGAGUUUGUGUCAGGCGCAAACUUCUUCGGGGAGAUCGUGGAGUGGUGUGGGUAUGCUGUGGCCACCUGGUCUUUACCCACCUUCGCCUUUGCCUUCUUCACUGUGUCCUCCAUCGGACCCAGAGCCUACCACCAUCACAGAGACUACCAGCAGAAGUUUGAGGACUACCCUCGCUCCAGGAAAGCUCUCAUUCCUUUCAUACUGUGACAAUGGAAAAGUGUCACGCCUCAUCAUCAUCACCAUCAUCAUCAUCAUCAUCACCAUCAUCA
Epinephelus lanceolatus (giant grouper) is the source of this 830-nucleotide messenger RNA. RefSeq names its product steroid-5-alpha-reductase, alpha polypeptide 2a (gene srd5a2a). The record is from RefSeq and is a predicted model, not a curated record. Gene Ontology annotation, molecular function: 3-oxo-5-alpha-steroid 4-dehydrogenase activity. Gene Ontology annotation, biological process: steroid biosynthetic process. Lineage: Eukaryota; Metazoa; Chordata; Actinopteri; Perciformes; Serranidae. Gene Ontology annotation, cellular component: membrane.